Durio zibethinus is the source of this 1168-nucleotide messenger RNA. RefSeq lists its product as uncharacterized. The record is from RefSeq and is a predicted model, not a curated record. Lineage: Eukaryota; Viridiplantae; Streptophyta; Magnoliopsida; Malvales; Malvaceae.
UUGACCCAAUAUAUAAAGGCUAAACCACACGGCACACGCCACAACCCACACUAAAAAAUAUGAACAAAGCAACGCCACCACCAAAAUCUCCGCCUCUGUCUCCACUACAGGAAGCGGCGGUCCACCAAGACGACGCCACCGAUGAAGAUGAGAACGUGAAGCAGCUCAAGGAAUGCUCUGCUCUCUACUUAUCCUUACAAGAUUGUCUUGUUAAAAGCAAUAGAAAUUGGAAAUCUUGUCAAAUGGAGGUUCAAGCUUUGAAGGCAUGCAAUGAGAAAAGGAAGAACGGCAAAGGGAGGUGAAAAUUUCAUAUUGUAAGAAUGUGGAAAAUUACCUCAAUAAUCCUCUAAUUCAGAGCAAAUUUUUGGCUUUUGUUAUUGAUUUGGCUGAGAAAUGUAAUGGAUAUUGGAAAGUACUUUGCAAAAGACAUUGUUUUAAUCAGACGCCAAAUUCUUCCAGAGCAAUUUGUUCUGCUUUAUUUGGAUCAGCUUGGUGAUCAGGAUAACAAGCACACAAGCAGUUUUCUGGCACUCCCAACUUCAAAUAAUCAUUUGGAUCUGGUUUGAAGUGUGGUGGGGCUGCUGGAACUUCUCAGAAUAUAUCCAUCUCAAAGCCGAAACAGGCAAUUUCACCAUUAGAAUAACAAAGGGCAUCUCCUAGGUUUCUCCAUGAUCUUAUCCCAACAGUUUACACUUCAGCUUUUGGCCCUGAACCAGAUCCUUUGACACGAAAAGUCUGCGACACGUAGUUUUAACACUGUAGCCAAAACAGAAGGAUCUACAAUGUCUUUUGUCUUCAUGAGGCACUUCAAUGGUAAUGAAUUCACCCAAAGUUGGAUUACAAACGUAGACUGAUUCCCCUUUUUAUUUCAGAUAGGCAAACCAACCCAUUGCAAGAAUUGACAAGUUCAAACGAAGUGUUGGGUAGGUUGAACCUAGGAAUAAGCUUCAUGUUGUCAAUCAGAGAGCAGUUAAUAAUACUAGGAACCUCCAUGUUGUCAAACUAUAGUUUUCUGAUCUUGAAGAGCACAUAUUUUAUUGAUGUCAGUUAUUCUUUUACAAUAGUGUUCUUGCUUCUUAUUUUCAAAAACUUUGAUUCCGUAUCAACUGUGAGAAAUUUUUUAGAUUAUAUCAUUGUGAGAUAUCCAUGUAUAUAGUUGCAGCACUCC